Messenger RNA from Wallemia mellicola CBS 633.66, 459 nucleotides. RefSeq lists its product as hypothetical. The record is from RefSeq and is a predicted model, not a curated record. Bases 1 to 459 code for a protein of 152 amino acids. The transcript has a single exon. Lineage: Eukaryota; Fungi; Basidiomycota; Wallemiomycetes; Wallemiales; Wallemiaceae.
AUGCGAUGCAGAAUGCGAGAACGCUACACAGCUCCACUGAAAAUCGAAGCUUCGAAAUUGUCAGCCCUCAAGUCCAAUACCUCAAAAAUAUCAGCCGGAAAGCUGACAGCUGCAAAAACUGCUAAGAUCCUCAACGAACUACCCAGAGCGACACGAUGCCUAGCAACCCAGCUACGUACAGGUCACUUCCCUACGACUAAGUCAUACCGCUACCGAUUCAAACUAAUCGACUCACCUAAAUGCAGGACGUGUGACACAGAUGAUAACAUCUCGCACAGAAUAUUUAUAUGUAGAAGACACAUAAUGGCAAGAAUCACCUUGCGAAGAAAGAUAACCAAGAUAAACAUUCGGUUCGAAUUAGGUCCAAUGCUAAGGAACGCACAAGCUCUUCAAGCCCUUUAUGAGUUUUUCAAACCGCAAUUGACUACGUACCCAAGAUACUCCGGUGGUUCGGCGUAA